Molecule: messenger RNA, 2762 nt
Organism: Mus pahari (shrew mouse)
Lineage: Eukaryota; Metazoa; Chordata; Mammalia; Rodentia; Muridae
Gene: Eef1d
Product: eukaryotic translation elongation factor 1 delta
Exons: 9
Coding region: 535-2697 (720 amino acids)
Biological process (GO): translational elongation
Cellular component (GO): eukaryotic translation elongation factor 1 complex; cytosol
Molecular function (GO): translation elongation factor activity; guanyl-nucleotide exchange factor activity
Source: RefSeq, a predicted model, not a curated record
GCAUAGUUGUAUGGCCAAGGUAGAUGCAGAUGACUUCCCAGGAUGCCCUGCUUGCUGGUGCUCCAUCCACCAGGGCGGUUACAAGUCGUCAGAGAACUAGAAACAUCAGCCACCUCGAGGAGGUGCCAGGCUCCACAUACACCAAACACAGCCAGGCUGAGUUUGAUUUCACAUAAGCCAUGAGUAAUCUCUUGCUAUAAGUGAACAUGGAACAUCUCAUAGGAUGUGUUUGUACUAAAACAAAACAAAGAAGCAAAGCCGCAAAACCUCUACUGCGUAUUUCUAUUAAAGUCCAUUGUUAAUGCGGACAGCUGUUCGUUUUAUCUGGCACCCUAGCUGGGGGCCCCUUAAGGAAAGGUGCCUGGUGAGUUUGGAGGUGUUUAGAUCCCUUUCUGAAGCUAUUGGGCAUAUUUGAUAGCAUAGGCAAGAUUUAUAGUACUAAGGUGUGGAUGUGUGCAUAUAUUUAUAAGCUGCUUUUGACUCACAAAAAGUCCCUUGUGUGGAUUUGACUUUUGUGCCCUUGCAUGUCAUCUGAUGAAGGCCCUUUGGUGGCUUGCCCUUUUUCCUUUCCCCAGGCCCCCCUGCCCACCUUUGCCUGCUCUACUGAGGCGGGCAAGGGAGGCGGGUGCCUCUACUGUGUUGCAACUGCCUUCUUGUGCUUGCUUUUUAAUGCUGCGCCCGAAGAUGAGGAGUGGGAAGGCCUCUUGUGCGCUGGAGACCGUCUGGGAGGACAGGCACAAGUAUGAGGGAGCCGAGCAGCGCUUCCACGAGCAGGAGGCCACACAAGCCGCCGCCACCUCUGUCCAGCAGCUCCUGGACGAAGUGCCAGCUGUGAACGGGCCCAGCCAGGAGGACACAGAGGACGCUGACGAGGCAGAGGCCCCAAACACCAGCAGCAGGAGUGAUCCCGGGAAGAGCCACGAGUGCAAGAAGCCGAUACAGAAAAAGAGGAAGCGCUCCCCGAAAAGUUGGCUUGGCCAGGCGGACCUGGCCCUCGUGGGCCUCUCGGCUGACCACGUAUGGUUGGACAAGCCACUCUUCGACCAGGCAGAAAGCUCCUAUCGCCAGAGGCUGGCAGAUGUAGCUGCUCAGGCAGCCCUGCCGCCUGCUCUGGCCCCUCAGGGGCCCUGUACACAUGGAAGCCAUGUGGCAUGCCACCAUGUGACCUGGGGGGUCUGGGUCAACAAGUCUUGCUUUGAUCAAGCCGAGCGGGCUUUUGUGGAGUGGUCUCAGUCCUUGCUGCUGGCUGCAGAGGGGAGCCGUAGGCAGGGGACUCCUGACACAGGCCAGCAGGCUGUCACUCCUGACCUGGCCUUGGCCUGCCAGCCUUGCCCACCAGCCAAUGGCCAGCCUCCUCUGGGCAGCCUGCAGGCACUGGUGCGGGAGGUGUGGCUGGAGAAGCCCCAGUACGAUGCUGCUGAGAGGGGCUUCUACGAGGCCCUGUUUGAUGGUCACCCCCCAGGGAAAGUGCGCCUGCAAGAGCGAGCCAGUCAGGCAGAGGGUACCCGGAGGGGCCGCCGAGACCGUCGGAGCCGCAAUAACGUAGGAAACAAGCGAGCUGGGUCAAAACGGGCCGACGGGGAGGCUGCUCCCUCCUUGCCCUACUGGUACUUCCUACACAAGGACGCAGAGGCCCCCUGGCUCAGCAAGCCUACCUACGACAGCGCUGAGUGUCGCCACCAUGCCGCUGAGGCCCUGCGCAUAGCCUGGCGCCUAGAAGCUGCCUCCCUGGCUCACCGACCCACGCCCCGUUCUGGCCCAUCCGUGUCCAGCCUGAGACCCAACAGAAGAAUGGCUACAAACUUUCUAGUGCAUGAGAAGGUCUGGUUUGACAAGUUUAAAUAUGACGAUGCAGAAAGGAGAUUCUACGAGCAGAUGAAUGGGCCUGUGACCUCUGGCUCCCGCCAGGAGAAUGGUGCCAGCGUGAUCCUCCGAGACAUUGCAAGAGCCAGAGAGAACAUCCAGAAAUCCUUGGCUGGACUCAAGGUGAUGCUGCCCAACUCCCCUGAGGCCUUGGGCCAGGCCACCCCUAGGACUAGCUCAGGCCCUGGAGCCUCCAGUGGACCUGGUGGAGACCACAGUGAGCUCAUUGUGAGGAUUACCAGUCUGGAAGUGGAGAACCAGAACCUUCGAGGCGUGGUGCAAGAUUUGCAGCAGGCCAUUUCCAAGUUGGAGGCCCGGCUGAGCUCUCUGGAGAAGAGUUCACCUACUCCCCGAGCCACGGCCCCACAGACCCAACAUGUCUCUCCUAUGCGGCAAGUGGAGCCCCCAACCAAGAAGGGAGGAGCCACACCAGCAGAGGACGAUGAGGACAAUGACAUCGACCUGUUCGGCAGUGAUGAGGAAGAGGAAGAUAAGGAGGCUGCCCGACUACGGGAGGAGAGGCUACGCCAGUACGCAGAGAAGAAGGCCAAGAAGCCCACACUGGUGGCCAAAUCCUCCAUCCUUUUGGAUGUUAAACCUUGGGAUGACGAGACUGACAUGGCCCAGCUAGAGACUUGUGUGCGUUCCAUCCAAUUGGACGGGCUAGUUUGGGGGGCCUCCAAGCUCGUGCCUGUUGGCUAUGGUAUCCGGAAGCUGCAGAUCCAGUGUGUGGUGGAGGAUGACAAAGUGGGCACCGACUUGCUCGAGGAGGAGAUCACCAAGUUUGAGGAGCAUGUGCAGAGUGUCGACAUCGCAGCUUUCAACAAGAUCUGAACGUCUGAGAGUGUGUGGUUUCAUGUGUGUGAGAACCUGCUGAGAUUAAAGACUGAGACUCUGCA